AUGGCCAAAUCCAAAAAAGAAAAACAGAAUCCACCAGCUACUCCUAGCAGCCUCUUCGCAGCAAAAGUCGACUCAGUCGACCCUGCUCUAGCCUCGUUAUUUGCUGCCAGUUCUGGCCCGGUUAAAAUACCGAAAAAGAAACCACAGCCAGCACCGGAACAUGUCGCUGGUGACGAGACCUUGCUGGAGAGCGAGAGCGAAGCUGCAAAAAAUGGAGACACGCAUGCUGAGGCGAAAGAGGAUGUUUCAGCACCAAUUGUCGACGAUGGCGAGAGGCCUCGAAAACGCAAGCGUGCAAAGGAGUUAGAUGACUUGGAAGAAAAGUACUUUGAACGUCUUGAGCGCGAAGAAGAGAAGGAGCGGCAGCAGAAGAAGCCGCGACAGGGCCAUGAGACCCACCAAAGUUCCAGCGAUCACGACUCUCUUCAUUCUGACCUUGAAGAUAUCUCCGAUGAGGAUACUGUGCCGGCGCUGGAAGACAUGCCGCGGCACGAAACACUAAUCCAACAGUCGGCUGAUGAGAGCAGAAUUAGCAGAACUGUCUUCUUAGGAAAUGUUUCAACGGAGGCCAUCAAAUCCAAGGCCGCACGACGAAUUCUAGAAAAGCAUCUACAAUCAGCUCUGAAAGAAUCAAAAGACGGGGAAACCCCAGAAAAGCUUGAGUCUGUAAGGUUCAGGUCGACUGCUUACGCCAGUGGUUCUGGCCCAAAGAAAGCCACGUUCGCAAAGAAAGAACUGAUGGAUGAGACAACGGUCAGUACCAAUGCGUAUGCCGUCUUCACGACGGAAAAUGCUGCGAAGCGAGUUGCGAAGAAGCUUAAUGGCACUAUUGUACUGGACCGACAUCUCAGGGCCGAUUAUCUCGGUCAGCCAUCCACAACGGAUCAUAAGAGAUGUGUCUUCAUCGGCAACCUGACUUUCGUAAACCAAGAGGGUGUUACGCAGGAUCAGGAUGAUGAACAGCAACGUCGACCCAGGGCCAAGGAGCCAGCAGACGCCGAAGAAGGGCUGUGGCGAACGUUUGGCAAAGUAGGCAAGGUGGAAAGUGUUCGGGUAGUGCGAGACCAAGAAACACGAGUCAGCAAAGGGUUUGCCUAUGUACAGUUCGAAAGCGAGAAUAGUGUGGAAGCUGCUCUGCUGUUGAACGAGAAGAGAUUUCCGCCCAUGCUUCCCAGGAAACUGCGAGUCAUGAGAGCGAAGAAGACGAAACAAUCCAAAUCAACACGGGUCAAUGCGCAUGACAAGAGCAAGGCACAUACCAAGAGUGGUUCUUUCGCAGACAAAAGGAAGAGUCUCGGAGGCGCUGAUAAGAAAUCGGCCUUUGUCUUCGAAGGCCAUCGUGCCAACAGUUCAGCGAAAUUUGCCCUCACAAGAAAGAAGCAUAAAAAGCGACCUAACACAAGGAGCAGUCGACGAGGAGCCACAUUCAAAGCUGCUGGUGGCAAAAAGCAGAAGAGGCAGGGAUAG
Exophiala spinifera is the source of this 1467-nucleotide messenger RNA. RefSeq lists its product as uncharacterized. Gene Ontology annotation, molecular function: RNA binding. Bases 1 to 1467 code for a protein of 488 amino acids. NCBI's taxonomy places the organism in Eukaryota, Fungi, Ascomycota, Eurotiomycetes, Chaetothyriales, Herpotrichiellaceae. The transcript has 2 exons. The record is from RefSeq and is a predicted model, not a curated record.